AUGUUUUCUGGAUGCAAAAAGUAUCAAUCUGAUAAAGAGCGUAGCGUCUUCAAAACGGUGGUGCUGACAGGACGCAACCGACCACCUCCUCAAAUUUCUCCUUCCUCUUCUCUUAUAAAUACACCACCACCACCUCGAAAUUCGAAGCAAAUUAAUAGUAUUUCCCAAACGAAGAGCAAAAGAUUGAUCAGUCACACAUUCAACAGGGAAAAGAAGGGAUAUAUAAAUAUUAUGUCUCUUAGAGCUCGGCCGGUUGUAAAUACAUCCUCAUCCGACGAGGAGGAGGACGAGAAGGAAAUGAUAUCCAGCAGCCGUAAACCACCACCACCAUCUCUUUCGCAACGAGCUAUAUCACAGACGCUAGCUAGCACAGCCCAACUAUCCAACCUCCUCCCAACAGGCACCCUCCUAGCCCUCCAAACUGUAACACCCAUCUUCACCAACCACGGCUCCUGUGACGCCGCCACACGUCCACUCACUGCCAUCCUUCUCAUCUUCCUCACCGCCGCUUGCUUUCUGGCGAGCUUCACCGACAGCUUCAAAUCCUCAGACGGGCAGGUCUUCUAUGGGUUUGCAACGUUCAAAGGCAUGUGGCUCUUCGAUUACCAAACGGCAGCUGCAUCACCCUCCGGUUUACCGGACCUGAGAAAAUACAGGUUGAUGGUGGUUGACUGGAUUCAUGCUUUUGUGUCGGCAUUUGUGUUGGUGACACUGGCCAUGAGAGAUAGGAGCGUGGUGAGUUGCUUUUAUCAACGACCAAGUCAUGAGGUUCAAGAGGUUCUGGACAUCGUUCCAUUGGGGCUUGGUCUUAUUUGCAGUAUGGUGUUUGUCAUCUUUCCUUCAAAGAGACAUGGCAUUGGCUACCCCGUUACUCAUUGA
Messenger RNA from Lactuca saligna, 879 nucleotides. Lineage: Eukaryota; Viridiplantae; Streptophyta; Magnoliopsida; Asterales; Asteraceae. The record is from the annotation of a GenBank genome assembly.